Miscanthus lutarioriparius is the source of this 1155-nucleotide messenger RNA. The record is from the annotation of a GenBank genome assembly. NCBI's taxonomy places the organism in Eukaryota, Viridiplantae, Streptophyta, Magnoliopsida, Poales, Poaceae.
AUGGUUAUGGGCGGUGCGCUGUUCCCAUGGCUGGCAUGGUUGCUCGUCUCCCUCGCCGGCAUCUACCUCCUCGGCCAUCUCGUGCACGGCCGUCGUCGUGGUCUACCGCCGGGACCGCACCCACUGCCCGUCAUCGGCAGUCUCCACCUCCUCGGUAACCAGCCGCACCGUUCCCUCGCCAGGCUCGCCAAGGUCCACGGCCCGCUCAUGUCCCUCCGCCUGGGCGCGGUGACCACGGUCGUCGCCUCCUCCCCGGCCGCCGCCCGGGAGAUCCUGCAGCGGCACGACGCCAUCUUCAGCAACAGGACCAUUCCAGACGCUCUAGGCGACCAUGCCAAGAACUCGAUGAUUUGGCUGCCCAACAACCCGCGCUGGCGAGCGCUGCGGAAGAUCAUGGCCACCGACCUGUUCGCGCCGCACAGGCUGGACGCGCUCCAGCACCUCCGGCGCGAGAAGGUGCAGGAGCUCGUGGACCACGUCGGGCGGUUGGCGCGCAGGGGCCAGGCCGUGAACGUCGGCCGCGUGGCGUUCAUCACCAGCCUGAACCUCUUGUCGCGUACCAUGUUCUCACACGACCUGACGAGCCUCGACGACGACGACGGCGCGUCCAGGGAGUUCCAGGAAGUGGUGACGGACAUCAUGGAGGCCGUGGGCAGCCCGAACGUCUCCGACUUCUUCCCGCCGCUUGCGGCCGCCGACCUGCAGGGCUGGCGGCGGCGUUUGGCAAAGCUGUUCGCGCAGAAGCACCGGGUCUUCGAUGAAGAGAUCGACGGGAGGUUGCGUAGCCGCGAGGCUGGUGUGCCCAAGAAGAACGACUUCCUCGACCUGCUGCUGGACGCCGCGGAGGACGACGACAACACGGCGAAGCUGGAUCGCGACACACUCCGUUCGCUCUUCACGGAUUUGUUUUCUGCUGGGAGUGACACAAGUUCUAGCACAGUGGAAUGGGCAAUGGCGGAGUUGCUUCAAAACCCAACUUCAAUGACUGAAGCUUGCGAUGAGCUUGCUACAGUUAUUGGCUCAAGAAGAAACAUUGAAGAAUCUGAUAUUGGUCGGUUGCCCUAUCUUCAAGCUGUGUUGGUCGAGACAAAGAAACAUGACCCGAACCUGAGAAGUUUAUGCCCGAGCGAUUUUUGGGAAACACGGUUGAUCUAA